This is a messenger RNA of Paramisgurnus dabryanus, 5032 nucleotides long. RefSeq names its product glutamate receptor, ionotropic, N-methyl D-aspartate 1a (gene grin1a). Gene Ontology annotation, cellular component: membrane. Lineage: Eukaryota; Metazoa; Chordata; Actinopteri; Cypriniformes; Cobitidae. Gene Ontology annotation, biological process: monoatomic ion transport. The record is from RefSeq and is a predicted model, not a curated record. Gene Ontology annotation, molecular function: signaling receptor activity; ligand-gated monoatomic ion channel activity.
UGCUUUCUAACAGUGUAGCGUUAUAAUUCGAGCUGAACGCCAACGCGCAAAACCGAAGGAGUUGCGGGGGCGCGCGCCGAAGAGCGAGCACAGCUGUCAGCACCAAGGACAGCGCUCAGCCGCGAGCGUCGCAUCGCCUCUCAAGCAGAACAACAGCCGACGGACAGAGAGUCGGACGAUACGCGACACGCCACACAUUUUUCCUGUCGGGUUUCAUGCGUUAUGCGUCAAGCUUACUAUAUAGGGAAAAACUGGUGCAAUGAAUGCAGGGGUCUCUGUGUACAGAACCGGUGACCAUGUACACAUCGCCGCAGUGAAUUUGGCACUUGGGAUUUUUUCAUCCUAAGAUAUUGGCACACUGGACGCUGGGUUUAGUCUUUUAAAAUUACGUGAGGUGCUAUCCGAGGGUGCAUCUCUACGACCCUCCAGUAGCACUAAAUAGAGGAACGCCGGUGCGCGUUUGUUGCCGUGCGCACGAUGCGUCUUCUUCUGUUGGCCGCGUUUGUUGUCUCCUCGUGCGUGCGAGGCGGCUGUGAGCCCAAGAUUGUGAACAUCGGAGCCGUCCUGAGCCAAAAGAGAUACGAGCAGGUGUUUAAAGAUGCCGUUACCCAGGCGAACCAGGUGUACGGGAGGGAAAAAUUCAAGUUGACCGCCAUCUCUGUCACUCACAAAGCCAACGCGAUUCAGAUGGCGCUGUCGGUCUGUGAAGAUCUUAUUUCCAGUCAGGUGUAUGCCAUCCUGGUAAGCCAUCCACCACAGUCUAAUGACCAUCUCACUCCCACACCGGUCUCAUACACCGCAGGAUUUUAUCGGAUUCCUGUAGUAGGGCUCACCACCAGGAUGUCCAUUUAUUCAGACAAGAGCAUCCAUCUCUCUUUCCUGCGUACAGUACCGCCGUACUCUCACCAGGCCCAUGUGUGGUUUGACAUGAUGCGCGAGUUUCGCUGGAAUCACAUCAUUUUAAUCGUCAGUGACGACCAUGAAGGCAGAGCCGCGCAGAAGAGAUUAGAAACUCUGCUGGAGGAGAGAGAAACCAAGAAUAAAAAAAGGAACUAUGAAAACCAAGAUCAACUGUAUGACAGCAAAAGAGGACCUAAGGCCGAGAAAGUGCUUCAGUUCAACCAGGAGACUAACUUGACUGCUCUGCUCUUGGAGGCCAAAGAGCUGGAAGCCCGAGUGAUCAUUUUGUCUGCCAGUGAGGAAGACGCAGCCGCCGUGUACAAAACAGCGCGCUUCCUCAACAUGACAGGCUCAGGCUACGUGUGGCUGGUCGGGGAGCGAGAGAUGUCCGGUAAAGCUUUGAGCGAGGCUCCUGACGGGCUCAUCGGCCUCCAGCUCAUCAACGGCAAGAAUGAGUCUGCGCACAUCAGCGACGCCGUUGCCGUCGUGGCCCAAUCCAUCCAAGAGCUCUUUGAGAAAGAGAACAUCACCGAACCCCCGAGGGGCUGCGUGGGCAACACCAACAUCUGGAAGACCGGGCCGCUUUUUAAAAGGGUAUUGAUGUCGUCAAAGUACCCGGACGGUCUGACGGGUCGUGUUGAGUUUAACGACGAUGGCGACAGAAAAUACGCUCAUUACAGCAUCCUAAACUACCAGAAGAGUAGACUGAUUCAAGUCGGCAUUUACAAUGGGACACAGGUUGUAAUGAAUAAACAAAGGAAGAUAAUUUGGCCGGGAGGUGAAACUGAGAGACCGAGAGGAUUCCAGAUGUCUACUCGCUUAAAGAUAGUGACCAUUCAUCAGGAACCCUUCGUGUAUGUAAAGCCAACUACUUUGGAAGGAACCUGCAGGGAAGAAUACACGCCAAAUGGUGUCUUAAUUAAAAAGGUGAUCUGCACUGGACCAAAUGAGACCAUCCCAGGGCGCCCAACAGUACCCCAGUGUUGCUAUGGAUUUUGCGUUGACCUCUUGAUCAAGUUGGCGAUGACCAUGAACUUCACCUAUGAAGUGCAUCUGGUGGCAGAUGGAAAAUUUGGAACGCAGGAAAGAGUGAAUAACAGUAAUAAGAAGGAAUGGAACGGCAUGAUGGGAGAGCUCCUGGGUGGCCUUGCAGACAUGAUUGUUGCUCCAUUGACAAUUAACAACGAACGAGCCCAAUACAUCGAAUUCUCCAAACCUUUCAAAUAUCAGGGACUCACUAUCCUUGUUAAAAAGGAAAUUCCUCGUAGUACACUGGACUCGUUCAUGCAGCCAUUUCAGAGUACACUGUGGCUAUUGGUGGGUCUUUCGGUGCAUGUGGUGGCGGUGAUGCUCUACCUACUAGACCGGUUCAGCCCGUUUGGAAGGUUUAAAGUAAACAGCGAAGAAGAAGAAGAAGAUGCCCUCACCUUAUCUUCAGCUAUGUGGUUCUCCUGGGGAGUCUUGUUGAACUCUGGAAUUGGAGAAGGUGCCCCGCGUAGUUUCUCCGCGAGAAUCCUGGGAAUGGUGUGGGCUGGAUUCGCUAUGAUCAUAGUAGCAUCCUACACUGCCAACCUGGCUGCCUUCCUGGUGUUGGAUCGGCCUGAGGAGCGCAUCACCGGCAUCAAUGACCCGAGGCUAAGGAACCCAUCAGACAAGUUCAUCUACGCCACAGUAAAGCAGAGUUCGGUGGAUAUUUACUUCCGCCGGCAGGUUGAGCUGAGCACCAUGUACCGCCACAUGGAGAAGCACAACUACGAGAGCGCGGCGGAAGCCAUCCAGGCUGUCCGGGACAACAAGCUGCAUGCUUUCAUCUGGGACUCUGCGGUGCUGGAGUUUGAAGCCUCGCAGAAGUGCGACCUGGUGACCACGGGAGAGCUGUUUUUCCGUUCGGGCUUUGGCAUAGGCAUGCGCAAGGACAGCCCCUGGAAACAGAAUGUGUCCCUGGCUAUUCUCAGUUCCCAUGAGAACGGAUUCAUGGAGGACCUAGAUAAAACCUGGGUGAGAUACCAGGAGUGUGAUUCAAGAAGCAAUGCCCCAGCCACACUCACUUUUGAAAAUAUGGCAGGUGUCUUCAUGCUGGUGGCUGGAGGCAUUGCGGCAGGAAUCUUCCUGAUAUUCAUUGAGAUUGCGUAUAAGCGCCAUAAAGACGCCCGCAGGAAGCAGAUGCAGCUAGCCUUCGCGGCCGUCAACGUUUGGAGGAAGAACUUACAGGACAAUAAGCAGAGCUCAGGGAGUCAAGCUGUGGGUGCGGCUGGGACUCCAUCUUUACCCUCUUCCUCUGUAGAGACUCAGGAUGAUAGGAAAAGUGGUAGAACAGACAGCGACCCAAAAACGAAACCCUCUUUUAGGUCCAUCAGUACCACCCUGGCCUCCAGCAUCAAGAGACGUAGGUCCUCCAAAGACACGCAAUACCCACCAACAGACAUUACGGGCCAACUCAACUUGUCUGACCCGUCUGUCAGCACGGUGGUGUGAGAGAGGGAGAGUUUAAAAAAGAUAAAGACCUGUUCAUUCUUUAAAGAGGAGCAAGAUGGAACCAAACGGGAGAAUUGUCGUCCGGCUCCUUUAGGUUUGCACAAUGAAUUCAUCGCGGAUGAGAACUGAGCCACAUCACUUUUUUGAGGAACCAACAACUAUUGCAAAACCUGUCAGGAGCGAACGGGCAAAGGACGGCAUGCCACUGCGGGACACUUGGGUGCUGCAAACACACAUACUCAUACUUAUAGGUUAAUGCUAAACUUUAUCUGAAUUGUUAUAAUCCUCUAAAGUAUAAAGUUGUAUAUAUCUUUAUAUUGUAGUGUUUAUUCUUAUCUUAUGUUAAGUGGCUGAAGUAUUACAGCAUAAUUUCAUUUAUGGAGCAAAGAACAAAAUAUCUGUCUUCUUAAUUCUAAAGGCUCUUAUUUAACAAAACAAACUAACUGUAAUAAUAAGAUUAAGUAUAUUGAUUGUUUACAUUGUUUAGGUUAUGUAAUGUACUUUAAACACACUUCAAAUUCAAAUAUUCAUCAAGUUAAUCUGUACAGUAUUUUAUGAGCCAUGACCCAAAAAUCAUUUUCUUCUCCCAUAAAACAUGCAGUAACUUUUCUAGCCAAUGAACACUUUGCAUGUAAUGUGCAUGCAAAUUUGCCCUCUAUUCCUGUGGAGAACAAAUCUCCAGUCUAAAGUAUUCCCCGUCCACCAUCACAGUGGUGAAAUAUAAUACUAUUUAUGCUGUAUGUACUUCCAAACUCUCCUUCGAACAACACUAAAUGUGAUGUACAAAGAGUUCUUCCUCUGUAAAUGUACCGAGCCGCUGUUCUCAGCUUCAGUCAGCAGGGUGCAUCAAGGGGCGAGUUUUUCCAUCCAACAAGCACUUGGCUUCUCGUGCAAAACAUCUCUCUGUGGUCACCCACGUGACCUUAGAGACCUUUUACAUGAGGUAACCCCAAGUGUGCUGUUUUGUUGUUGAAUCUGGUGCUGCAGUUUUGUAUACACCUAUCGGUUGGAUGUGAAAACUGGCCGUUUCCCGAGUUCUGGAGUUGAGAAAUAUAAACAAAGCUGCUCGGAUAAAGACUGCUUACUGUAAAUCUUUACUCAAUGCUAUUUAUAUACAGUAUGACUGUGUCAACUCCCCUCUAGGAGUGAGUUCAUACCUUGCACUUUAAUGUGAAUUGUGUCAAAAGCUUUAUGCUGUUUGCUGAUUGUAAUAUUUAUACUGUGGAAAAUUCACAUUUGCAAAUGCGUAAACUGAUCAAAUUGUCUGUGUAAAUUGGACAAAACACUUUUUUUUUAAAAGAUUUUAAAACUAAACUGAUAUUUAAACUGAUUUCCCCCAGAAAUAUCUCUGUAUUUCUGUUGAGUACUUUUACAUAGACUUUUAAGUUUUAGCUAUUUUAAACUGACACGUGUACAUAAUGUAAAGUGUUUUCUCAAUGCUUGGUUCAAUUAAUGUGGUUUGUAUUUAAAAGGCACAAUGUCUUAUGACUUUAAGGGCAUGUGUAUGUGUAUUACUGUAUGCUGCUUGAAUUACUAGAUUGCUGUAUGAUUUUGAGAAACUGUUGAUUAAAGGGAGUGUUUGUAUGAGAAACUGUCACACUGUAAAUGACACAUUGUCACACUCACAUGAAGAAAUACACAUACAUGAAGCAUUAGG